AUGGCGAUUGGAAACGCGCGCAGCAGCAGCGGAACAGCACCACCCCGAGGGGAGACGUCUCUCCCGGGCCCACACCAAGAGGUCGCAGUUGUACAGUCAAAUAUCGAGGCUGUGGUCAGAGGGGCAGACAUCGACAGUCGCCCAUCCCGGAAGAACACGGGGUUCGCCACCCCCGCGACGCUGUACGCAGGCGGUGCAAACCCCUUUGGAGCACCCUCUGGCGGUCCCCCUCCCGAUACCUGA
Molecule: messenger RNA, 243 nt
Organism: Auxenochlorella protothecoides
Lineage: Eukaryota; Viridiplantae; Chlorophyta; Trebouxiophyceae; Chlorellales; Chlorellaceae
Exons: 1
Coding region: 1-243 (80 amino acids)
Source: RefSeq, a predicted model, not a curated record